ACGGGAGCGCGCGCGCCAGGGGCGGAGCGAGGUAGGGGCUACGCCUCGCGGCGCCCCGCGGGGCCGCCCACCAUGCCGCCCCAACGCCCUGGAUCCGGCCGGGACCGAGGGGGUUUCAGCCCAGGCAGCAUGUCCUGAAGGUCUUCUCUGAAGUCUGCACUCUAGAUUAGCUGGCGGUCCUGCUGUGUGGUGCCAUAGUUUCAUAGAUACGACUUUUUCAAGCCCUCCUCACUGUGAAUUGCUAUAAGAGAAUAAAAGACCAUGCCUUGAAUUCUCUCAGCUAAACAUAUUGCAUUCCAUCAAAGAUUUAUUUUCUCCCCAAAUGGACAUUGUUUUGAUGAUGUAUACAAGAAACAACCCUUCCUGUGCUGAGCCACUGUUUGAGCAGAAUAACUCACUUAAUGUUAAUUUCAAUACAAGCAAGAAAACAGUCUGGAUUAUUCAUGGAUACAGACCAAUGGGCUCCACUCCUAAAUGGCUUCAGAACUUUCUAAAGGUUUUGUUGAAUCACGAGGAUCUGAAUGUAAUUGUAGUAGACUGGAACCGGGGUGCUACAACUUUUAUUUACAACAGAGCAGUUAAAAACAUCAGAAAAGUUGCUGCUACUUUGGGUAUAUACAUUCAGAUUCUUUUGAACCAUGGAGCGACUCUUGAUAAUUUUCAUUUCAUAGGUAUGAGCUUAGGGGCUCAUGUUAGUGGAUUUGUUGGAAAGAUAUUUCAAGGUCAACUUGGAAGAAUAACAGGUCUUGACCCAGCUGGGCCAAAGUUCUCUGGACAGCCAUGUGAUUUCAGAUUAGAUUACACUGAUGCAAAGUUUGUGGAUGUCAUCCAUUCUGAUAUCAAUGUGCUUUUCUUCUCAGGUUUAGGCAUUAAUGAACCUUUGGGACAUAUAGAUUUUUAUGCAAAUGGAGGAAAAAAGCAACCUGGCUGUCCCAAAUCCAUUUUUUCAGGCGUUGCAUUUAUUAAAUGCAGUCACCAGAGAGCCGUUUACUUGUUCAUAGCAUCUUUGGAAACAACCUGCAAUUUUAUUUCAUUUCCUUGUCCUUCAUACAAAGAUUUCCAUGCUGGUUCAUGUGUGGACUGUGAUGACUUCAAGGAAAAAUCAUGUCCUAGGCUAGGUUAUCAAGCUGAGCUAUGGAAAGAUGUUUUAAAAGAAAGAAAAGAAAAAAGAUUUCUCAGGACCACUGUGUUUUUGGAUACUACUGGCACAAAACCAUUCUGCAGCUAUUAUUUUGUUCUCAGUAUAACUGUUCUGGAUAACAAUAUGAAAAAUGGCUGUAUUACAUUUAAGUUAUUAAACCAGCUUGGAAUGGUUGAAGAGUCAAGGGUCUAUGAGAAGAACAGAUCAUUUUAUCAACUUCAAGAAGUCAAGAUUCUUGCUCAGUUUUCAAAUGAUGUUGUAAAUAUUUCAGGCAUUGGUUUGGGAUAUUUUCAGAGCUCAAAUUGGCAAUGUUUCCAAUGUAAUUACAACAUCCACCGUGUCAUGGUACAAUCACUUACCUAUCCAGAAAGAUGGGGUUCAAUGGCUGAAAACUCUAUCACGAAGCAUAUCAUCAUAGAAGAUAGAAGUCAUCAGGACUUUCAAUGAUUUUUCUCUUUAUUUUUAUUUGGGAAGAGAAAAAAAAUCCAUUUGUAUCUAUUAUAUAUCAGAGUCUAGACAUCAUGGAGAUUCAACCCUAGGCAUAUAUUGACAUAAGUGAAGCUCUAGCAUAUAUACAAUAACAGCAGGAGGAAAGUCUGACUCCUAUGCCUUGGUUUCUCUGUUACAUCACAAAUAUCUCCAUUACACAAAAAUGUGAUACUAUCCUGACUUGAUGGGGAUAUUUGAAGACGAUAGACUGUAUCAGUAUUUUUCUUUGUCCAUUUAAUAUGCUUUUCUUAGUUCCAUGUUCUCACAACUGAAGAGAUUUUCCUACUAUCCUUGUGCCCAUGAUAUUGAUGUACAUGUUCACCAUGACAGAAUUCAUAUUCCCACAGAAAUACCUCUGUGAAAACAUUAAGAACCACUAAGACCCCUUUAAUGAGUUGACCAUCUGUCAAUUUGGAUAUGUGAGAUGUGAGUUGUUCCAACUGUGAGUGCCAACUGAGAGUCAAUAGCAAUGGGUUUGUGAAUUGCUAGAAAUCACUCUUCUUUAGUUGACUGUAGAUCUUUCUUUUUAUUUCUCUUUAUUUUUCUGUAUUUGUAUAUUUGAUUCUCUAGUUACCUUUAUAUGAAUGUUGAACAGAGUAAAUAAGAAGUUUUGGAGAAUAAAAAUAAUAAAUGACAAGAACAUGCAUUUAGAUGAGGUCUAUAUUAACAGAGGAAAACUGGAUUGUUUGAAGUGUAAAUUAUUUUGUAACCUUUGGUAUGAGAAUAUUUAGUCACUCAAAAGUCAAUAAUUAAGAUGUCAUUAUAGUAGAAAAAAUCUCAGGGUUAUUCUACUUUUCUUUGCCUUUGAUUGAAAUACCUACCAAAAAUGCCAAAAUAUUUGAAAUUUUCAGCUAGAAAUAUUAGCAAUAUUAUUCCCUGCCAGAGUAUACCAAAGACAGAGAGAGAGAGAGAGAGAGAGAGAGAGAGACAGACAGACACACACACACACACACACACACACACACACACGCACAUUAGGGGGUAGGUAAUGUUUAAAGGACUAGUCUCAAGAUUUGUAAUCUUCAACUGAUCUCUGUAUUUAUUAUCUUAAACAUGCAAAUAUUCUGGUAAACAUAAGAAUGCAGACUAUACUUGUGUUUCCAAAAGCUAGGUUUUAAAGGGACCAAACUUGUUACACCAUCAUAGCCUCCUAAUUUCCCCCAUUAAUACUCCUCUGAGCUUAAGGAAGGUAUGAACAGAGAAGUUUAGAGGUUGUAGUUUUAUACCUUCUGUCUGGUACUUAAGUGUAAAGAAUUCAUAUUGUCCCUGAAUGAAGUCUUUUCCCUAUAUAUCACAACUGGAAAAAGAAAAAGAAUUUUCUCUUCAGUCUAGAAGCAUAUAAUGUAAGCUUUGGCCAGACACCAGGUAUUAGCUAGAACCUUUAUACAUAAAAUAGCACAGAAGCUCAAGAUGAGAAAGAGAAGUUUAAUUACAUACACAAGGACAAUAACAGGAACUAAGAAUAAUCCACCCUUUGUUUAUAUGGGCAAAUGAUAGGACUGGAUACUGCUUUUAUCAUUUAAGCAAAAGUGAACAGGAAAAACACAAAAAACGAUAACAACAACAGUGACAAUGACAACAACAAAAUGCUGCCUAUUUCAGCAUAAGCAACAUAGAAAAAAAAAGAUCUAACAAUCAAGAUUUAGAAAUAAGGUUGACCCUUUAAAAGAUUUAUUAUAGGAAAUAGAUGGAAAUUGUACAAAUCAUUGCUUGGUGUUCUUAAUAAUAUUUAAGAAAACAGUAAUUCAUUAAAGAACAAGAGAAGAGCACUUGUUUGUGAUUAUGAAACAGCUGACUAUGAUGCAGAGUGAGCUCACCGUUAAACUAAAGACAGUAUCAAGUUUAGUAUCAACAUUAAAAAUAAAAAAUAGAAUUGAUCACUAAUGUAAAAAACUCAUUUCAUAAUAAUUUACAGAAUAAGGUGAUAUACAUAAUAUAAAAGAUUGAGGAACAAUUGUUGGGAAAAAAUAAUUGAAAUGCAAAAUAUAGCUAUCUGGUGUUGUUGAAGAGGAGACACAACAGAAGAACUAAGUGCAGAUGUAAUACAAGAAAACUGUCUUCAGAAGAAGAUACAGAUCGCAAAUUGAUAGAGUAAACUAAGAACCAGAAACUAAAAGAGACCAAUCUUUAGACUCACUCUUAUAUAUUUUAUUUUUUAAAAUUUGGUGAUAAAGAGAGAAUUCUGGGGGUGCCUGGGUGGCUUAGUCGGUUAAGUGUCCAACUUUGACUCAGGUCAUGAUCUCACAGCCCAUGAGACC
This is a messenger RNA of Felis catus (domestic cat), 3888 nucleotides long. It is a transcript of the gene LIPI, whose product is annotated as lipase I. Bases 323 to 1588 code for a protein of 421 amino acids. Gene Ontology annotation, molecular function: lipase activity; carboxylic ester hydrolase activity. The transcript has 11 exons. NCBI's taxonomy places the organism in Eukaryota, Metazoa, Chordata, Mammalia, Carnivora, Felidae. Gene Ontology annotation, biological process: lipid metabolic process. The record is from RefSeq and is a predicted model, not a curated record.